Molecule: messenger RNA, 6251 nt
Organism: Saccostrea echinata
Lineage: Eukaryota; Metazoa; Mollusca; Bivalvia; Ostreida; Ostreidae
Product: zinc finger MYM-type protein 4-like
Exons: 19
Coding region: 196-5565 (1789 amino acids)
Molecular function (GO): zinc ion binding
Source: RefSeq, a predicted model, not a curated record
CGAGGCUCUGGCCGCCAUAUUUAUCAAAACAAUGCGGUUGUAGGACUUGGUUCACGAAGGAAAAGAAAGAAUCUAAUCAUUAAAUGCUUUUGAUUGCAUGUAAAAAUCAGAUUUCAGGUGAAAUUAAUCCCGUUGUUAUAUUCUGGAAUAUUUUAAGUAUACAAGCAAUUGCUCUUUGGAGUGAAGCAGCCAAAAAUGUCCGAACUCGAAUCGAACGAGGUCGAAGACGCCGUGAAUUUGAACAUCGAACAAAAUGUUACCGGGAAAGAGGACACAAGCGAUGCAUCAGAAGCAGUGAUGAGUGAAGUUAAUGGAAUUGAGUCCAGUGGAAGUUCUGAAGGACAAGAUGUGCUAGAUGGCAUAGAUCUCCCGUCAGUGAAAACACCAUUUACACCAGAUAAAGAAGAUGCUGCAUUAAUACCAGAAGAACCUACAUCACCUGAAAUGAAUUUGAUUGUAACAAAUGUUGUAUCCCAUGCCGAGACUCCUUUGGAUGAGGAGGACCCCUCUCCCUCCACAGAGGAGGUGCCGAGUCAGAAUCCUGAUGAUGGUGCACAGACUCCUGAAGAAAACGUGAACUGUGUCCAAAGUGAGGUUCCAUCUGCUGAACUUCUGGAAUCAACAGAAGAUCAGGCAUCCAAGGAUAUUGAAGAGAAUAAGCAGGAACUGAACACAGAAUCUCAGGAUGAGGCACAGGAAGUGGUUGCCAUGUCUUCAGAAAAAGUUCAGGAAAGUUUCUCAGAGGCGUAUGAUCAAUCUAACACAGAUAAUGAAAGUGCAGAACAGUUGCCGAGUGGCCUGGCACAGGAAACAGAAACCCCUGGUUCUCUGUCUCCAACUCUUCAAGGCAGCAUAGAAAAUGAGCACUCUGAAGUGGAACUUCAAGAUACAGUGAUGGAACCAGAAGUCCAAAAUUCAACUGAACAGGUUAGUGAUGUCGGCUCUCAAGACGGUGGCUUAGGAGAAUUAACAAUAACCUCUGUUGGCACAUUGCAUGGUGACAUAACAGAUGAAAGUGCAAUAGAAGCCAUGGAGACUGAACACUCUGACGAUGCAAUUCUGUCUAACUCCAAUACUGAAUGUGUUGCGGAGCGAAACGCUGGAAUUGAGACAAACGAUGAGAGCAUGGAGAUCACAGAGAAUGAGGAAAGUCUUCUAAAGGAGGAGGAGGAGGAGGUUAAUCAGAAGAUGGAGGAGAUGGAUGAGGAAAGUUUGCUGAAGGAGGAGAUUACAUCAGAACAGGAGGAGAAGACAGUAGAAGGUGAAGAAGUCCAACAGGAGACAGAGAAAUCAGGAGAGAAUUCUCAGGAGGAGGUUGUAAGCAGCACUGAACCUGUGGAACCAUCCCAGGUGUUAGCGGGAAUGGAUACAAUGGAAAAUACUCCUUUAGAACCAUCUGAGAUCUUAAUUGGUGUGGAUACCACAGAGUUGGCAGGUGCUGUAGAGAAAUCAGCUGAUGAGAACACUCCCAAAGUGAUAAAAACUGAGCAACAAGAAAGUACUCCAGAUUCUGUUGAAGAGGAAAAACCCAACCAGAUUGAAAGAGAAACAACAGAAAUGCAACCAGAGGUUGAUUUACCAGAAACUGCUGAAUCUGUGAAAUCAGAAGGAAUAGGAGAACAAGAGAUUGGAACAUCUGAGGCUACAAAAGGCACUGAGGUGACAGCUGAGGCUACAGAAGGCACUGAGGUGACAGCUGAGGCUACAAAAGGCACUGAGGUGACAGCUGACACUACAAAAGGCACUGAGGUGACAUCUGAGGCUACAGAAGGCUCUGAAGCCAAGUCUGAAGAAAUAAGUAAAGCAAAAGAAGACACAGUGACAGGGACCACUGACGACAGCAUUGAAAACAAGGGAGAGAAAUCUGAUACAGAUGUUGUCAUGAUCGAUGACAAAGAGGACACAAGUGAACCAAAGAAAGAAGAGAAGAAGAAAGAGAGUUCUGAUGAUUCUGAUGACAUCGCCAUUGUGGGAGUCAGUCCAGCCACAAAAAAGCAGACAUCUGCAUCAGCUCAGAGUGGAGGCACAGGUUUACAGAUUUCAUCAGUCAGUGGGGGAACAGACAUCCCAGACAUUGUCAACAAGGAGAAAAAAGAUCAGCAAAAAACUGAGGCUCCCAGACAGUCAGUUCCCUCAAAACCAGACAUAAAGCAGGAGAACAAGAAAUCCUCUCCUACCAAAGUGGCCAGUAAAGUCCAGACAUGUAUCGUCUGCAGCAGGAUUGGGAAGUGUAAGUACAAUAUAGUACGUAAUGGUGAUGUGAAACACUUGUGUGACGAUGUAUGUUUCCAAAAAUUCCGGGCCAAUCCUACCAGUUACCUCAGAGGAACCCCCAAAGCACCAGCUGAAAAUCACUCCGAACCAAAUAAUGCCCACCCAACCAACUCUCACUCCAACCAGGAACAGUUCAAAACCUGCUCAGUAUGUCAACUCAUGAACAUUAAAACCUCCAAACCAUUCCUUAACUGGCAGGGGAUGGACUUCUGUGGUGAAGAUUGUCUGGGAAAAUUCCAGGGCUCCCUCAACGCCUCAUGUACAAACUGUGGAAACAUGGUGACAGCCUCUGCUAAAGGAAAAUACUGUCUUAGGUUUGCCAAUGAAGUUAAACAAUUCUGUUCCAACAACUGUUAUGUGGAAUUUAAGAAACGACAGAAGCUUUGUGAGUGUUGUCAAAAAGACAUCUCCAAAUCCACCGAUGCUUUUGUAGCACCAGUUGGAAAAGAGGGGACAUUUAAGGAUUUUUGUAGUCAGUUGUGUUUACAGAAGUACGAGGAUAAAACUAACUGUGAUGUAGAAAUAGUGGGGGUGGAGAAAGCACAGAAGUCCAAAGUUUUACCAAAGGGAGAAUUUCCUUGUUCAGUGUGUAAAAAACAUUCGACUGUGAAGCAUGAAAUUCGAUUAGAAGGUAAAGUUCACCGCCUUUGUAGCGAUCCAUGCUUUUCUGCUUUCCAGUACGCCAAUAAAUUGACCAUGAACUCGUGUGAUAACUGUGGUACUUACUGCUAUGGCGAUGGAGCUCCACAGUUCAUCCAGUUUGAAGGGCAGCAAAAACGAUUCUGUAGUUAUGUGUGUGUCAACAAAUUCAAAUCGGAAAAGAAGAAAGUAGUGGCUUGUGCUUGGUGUAACUCCAAGAAAAGUAACUUUGACAUGAUUGAAAGGGUAGAUGCCCAUAACAAGUAUCAGCUGUUUUGUUCUUUAAACUGUUUGUCCCUGUAUCGUGUUAAUCUUCAGGCGACCUCUAACCAGGCAGUGGUGUGUGACCACUGUCGAAAGUUUGUCCCUGCUCAGUAUCAUUUGACUAUGAGUGAUGCAUCUGUGAGGAACUUCUGUUCGUAUCAGUGUGUGAUGGCUUUUCAGUCGCAGUUUGCUGCAGCAGGAGGAAAACAAACAGCCCCUACUGCAAACCAGCAUCAUCAGCAGCAAAAAGCUGCAGUGCAGCAACAAAAGCCACCACAGCAACAUAAGCCACCACAGCAACAAAAAGCAUCCCUUCAGCAACAACAGAAAACACCACAACAAUCUGCACCUGUGACAAGAAAUGCGACCAGAGCCCCACCUUCCAAACAACCCCCAGCUUCAAAGCAGUUAUCUCAGAGGAUGGGCCCUGGAGCCAAUCCUGUCAUAUCCAAUGUUGUGUCACUAGCUCCUAAAGGAAAUCAGCAAAGUGGAUUAAAGUCUGUCACCAGUGUUCCAGCAUCAAACCAGCCACAGACAAAGACAACUCAGAUUCAGGUUCAACAGCAGAUAGUUAUCCAGCCUCCCUGGCCUAAAACUCAGAAGAACAAAUCUCUAAUGUGUAAACCAUUUCUACAGACCAAGGCUACGUCUUGUAGGCCCCACACCCAUACCAUAGGGAUUCAAACAGAAAAGUCAGAACCAGACAAGGUAAUCCUUCCUGUCCCUAUACCAUUUUAUGUACCGGUUCCCAUGACGAUGUACACCCAGCCAACACCUGUUCCGUUCCCACUUCCUGUCCCUAUACCAGUGCCAUGUUUUAUCCCCACCACCAGAAAGUCCGCAGAUGGAAUCCUUAAGCAGAUCAAGGAAAUACGUGAGAAAAUUCCCAGUGAUCCCCUUGAGGCUGAGCUCCUAAUGAUGGCAGAAGCUGUUGCCGGGGUUGACAAGGAGUCAGAUUCAGACUCCGAGAAAGAGACCGAGGUCGAACCUGAAGGAAAGAAAAGUUGCAAAUCACCAAUACCAACUCCCAAGACUAACGGUCCAGAGACGACCACAGAUGCCACACCAGCGGAGAGCAAUGGAGACCUCGGAGAGGACAUGUUACAAAUGGCACUAAGAAUGGCCUCAGAAUUGUCUGAACCUGUCAUGGAUUUAGAGAAUUCUAUAGAGCCAGUCCCAGUUAACACAGAACCCCCUCCACCCCCUCCUAAACCAGUCCCUGAACAACCUCCCCCAGAGGAGGAUGAAGAGGAGGUUUAUGUCCCUCGAGAAACAAGGUCAGGACGGGGCUCCACGAAACGUUCCUCAAGGGGAGGUGGUGGAAAUAAACGCAGAAAUAAACGCCAGAAAGUGAAUCAUCAGGUAGAAACUCCCAUGGAGGAGAGCAUAAGUGAGCCCCCAGAACCUGAAGUUCAGGAGCCGGCACCGGACGCUAACAUGUAUCUCAAGUACACAUACGGUGUCAAUGCCUGGAAGCAUUGGGUUGUACAGAAGAACGCUCAGCUGGAAAAAGUGUCUAAACAAGGCUCAGGAAAACUCAAGAUGUUUAAAACGGAUAUGAUGGGUUGUACUGCUGAUGAACUGAAUUAUUCUCUGUGUUUGUUUGUGAAAGAGGUUAGGAAACCAAACGGGGAGGAGUAUGCACCUGACAGUAUAUUCUAUUUGUGUCUAGGUAUUCAGCAGUAUCUAUUUGAGAAUGGUAGGAUUGACAACAUCUUCACUGAUAUGUAUUAUGAGAAGUUCACCGAGUGUUUAAAUGAAUUACUUAUUCAUUACCAACCAAAGGUUAAUGCUGCUGGUCAGCUGGUGUGUCGUAUUGAGGAGGAACAUCUCUGGGAGUCGAAGCAGCUGGGUGCCCACUCGCCCCACGUUCUACUGAACACGCUUGUUUACUUCAACACCAAGUACUUCAUGCUUCAAUCAGCAGAAGACCACCUUAAGCUCUCGUUUACACAUAUCAUGAAGCACUGGAAAAAGUCGCCACCAGGAAAAGGAAAUUCUUCUGGAAGAAGUGUGUUCCUCCGAUACUACUGCCCGACACCAGUCAAAAAUCAAAAUGAUUCUCAAAAGGCCAAGAAAAAGGAGGAACUGCCAAUUUAUGAGCAAGCUGAAAAUGUAGAAAAUCCUCUGAGGUGUCCAGUCAAGUUGUACGAGUUCUAUCUCUCCAAAUGGCCUAGUGAUUAUAGAAAAUACCCAGAGAGUAUAAAGAAUCGCAGUGACGCCUUUUACCUAGUCCCAGAGCGUUCCUGUGUCCCCGACAGUCCUGUGUGGUAUUCUACACAAAACUUAUCAGUGGAGGCCAUGAACAAAAUGUUACACAGAAUCCGAUUGGUCCGAGAAAUACAGGAAGCCAAAUUUCACACACAACCAGUGUCUUCGUCUACCUGAGCAAGUGUUUGUGUCAUGAGAAAUUACAUUUUUACGGUGGGUGAUUGUACUAUGGUGCUUAUUUUCAGUGCAAGAGUCUGUCAAAAGUGAUUGAAAGUUGUGGAAGAUGCAGCAAUCAGAGAAAUAAACAGUUUUGGGGGAAGCUUCAGUACCUGACAAUUGUAAAUGUUUGUUUUGAGGAUAAAUGGACUGAUAGAAAUCUGCAGUGGUGCAGAUAUACAUCAAAGGUUGUCAAUUAAAUUCAAGAUGACACUGUAUUCAUAACAUCACAGUUUUCAAUUUGUCAGAAAUUUUAAGUUUCACAUGUUACUCUCUACUCUCCUGAUUUUUAUCAAAUUUUCAGAUGUAGUAAUUUUUUUUUUCCAGUUUUAUAAUCAUGAAAAACUUCCAACACAAGAUAUGCAUUUUUGACAUAAUGUACACCAAGGCUGUGUAUUUGUAUUUUGUGAGAACUAUAAUGGAAAAAAUGAUUUUAUGAGCAAUAUUUGUUGUACAUGUAUAUUGAUAUAUUCUUCAAGAUGAACAAUUGGUGACUCAUUGAUUUUGUACAAAAUUUUUUAGUAUAUUUACAUUGAAGUAUAUUACAAUAAAUGUGUAUGCUGAGGUACUGAGAGAGAAGAUGCCAAGAGAGUUAUUGUACAGUGUAGUAGAUGCAUAAUGCAAAACAAUAAAAAUCUGAGACAAUA